AUGCAGCGGCUGCAGCUGAUGCUGGCCUCCGAGGAGGCCACCAAGGACAUCACCCUCCAGUUGUACAACCGCUUCGAGGGCGACCCCGUCCGGCUGGAGCGGCUCCUGGAGGCGAUGGAGGACCGCUGGGGCUUCCCCGAGCGUGUCUUCCCGCUGCUGCGGAACCAGCUGAGCAAGGCGCAGGGGCGCCGCCGGGCCAUCGGCAGCCAGGAGGAACUCGGCAACAAGCGCAUCACAGAGGAGGAGUGGGUUAAGGCCUUCCGGUGCUGGCUGCAGGUCCUGAGCCGCAAGUGCGCGGACGUGCGCGUGGAGCGGCAGGCGAGCAUGGCGAACGCUGCUGCCGAUGAGGCCAUGGCUCGCGUGGAGGCCGUGGAGGAAGUGAUGGUAUCCGUCGACAAGCAGUUCAUCACGAACGUGAAGGGCGUGGAGACCUACGGCAAUCAGUUCGGGAGCGUGGGGUUCGUGAGGAGAGGCGUCAUCCUCGUGAGCCGGCAGCAGUCUGGGGAGUGGAGGAUGGACGGCGGCUGCGGCCGAGUCCAGCUCGACCCGGACAGCCUACAGCGGGCGGGAGUCCAGGCCGAGGCGAAAGUGGUCGACGAGGCUGCCCUGGCUGCCUUUGCGGGCCUGGGGUUUGCCUUCCGCAGAGACCAGCGGCAAUCCGCAAGAAUUGGGGCGAACAAAUUCACAAUUUCAUACGCCAAGACGAUCCUGGUCGACUUCAAAGGAGCGAAGAACCUAGGGGGCAUGACGGGGAACCGCGUGCGCGACCAUGUCGUUGCCAUGAAGGGCCUGGGCGGCACGCUGCUGCGCGAACGCGCAGACAUCGCCGAGUUGUUUGCGAUUUUCUUCGCCAGCCUCUACGUCGGGCUCGGCGGCGAGGGCCUCUCCGCAGACGGCGGCGAGCGCGGCCGACAGCCCUGCGGGCGGGCGCCCGCCCUGCUGGGCGGCCUGUCGCUGCUGCUGCUGGGCGUCCUGGGCUCCUGCGCUGCGCUGCGUCCCAGCGCGGCGGGUGCCCGCGGGGCGCCCGCCGCGGCGGGCUUCGGAGGGCGGGAGCGCCCCAUCAGCCUCGACAGCGAGCCCGAGCUGCACCUGGUCGUCGCGGAUCCGGAGAUGCAGCCGCCCGAGAGCCCCGCGGAAGCCGAUGCGCCGCGGCGUGCGGCUCCGCAUGCAGCGUCGAGGUCCAUGGCCCAAAAUGAGAGCCGCAACCUGACACGGAUUCUCGAGGAGGACGAGCUUUUCGAGAACGCCCGUGGCCUGGACGGGGAGCUGCCCCCAUGCGUAGGCCUGGAGUCGUGCCCAGAUUACCCAAUGCCAUACGCCAAUGGCGAGUGGCCCACCGAGUACAGAGUCGAGGGCCGCUUCCCGGACGACUUCGUUUGGGGGAUGGCCACUGCCGCCUACCAGAUAGAGGGCGCCUACCGCGAAGGCGGCCGCGGAGCGUCCAUCUGGGACACCUUCACAGGCGCGAAUACCGUCGGGAUGCCAGGCGCCAACUGCAGCUACUGCUGCAAGAAGGCCCCGUGCACGCCCCACGAGCUGAUGGCCGCCCCGGGCGCCACUGGGAACGUUGCCUGCGACCAUUACCACCAGUGGAAGGCGGACGUGGCACUCAUGAAAUCCAUGGGCCUGAAGCAUUACCGCUUCAGCAUCUCUUGGCCGCGCAUUUUCCCGACAGGCGCCUCCAGUGGCGAGCCCAACCCCGAGGGUUUGGCCUUCUACAGCGACCUCAUCGACGAGCUGCUGGCGGCCGACAUCACUCCGUUCGUGACGCUCUACCACUGGGACCUGCCCCAAGCGCUGCUGGACCCUCCUCGGAAGAACGGCUGGUGGUCCCGCGACGAGGACGGCAAGCCGAACGGCGAGGUCCUCCCCGCCUGGCUCCACUACGUCGACGCCUGCUUCUCCCACUUCGGCGACCGGGUCAAGACGUGGGCCACCUUCAACGAGGCCUGGACGUUCACCUACCUCGCGUCUGGCCUCGGCAAGGCGCCCAGCAUCGCGGAGUUCAGCGACAUGGACCGGGACCCCUGGAUCGCGGGGCACAACGUGCUGAACGCGCACGCGGCGGCCGUCCAGCUCUACCGCGCAAAGUUCUACGCGCAGGGCGGCAAGAUUGGCAUCACGAACAACCAGGACUGGCGCGAGCCGAAGACCGACGACCCCGAGGACGUGGCGGCCACGGAGCGCUCGGUGGAGUUCCAGCUCGGCUGGUUCUCCGAGCCCAUCUUCGGAGGCCGCGGCGACUACCCGCCGGCGAUGCGCCAGCUGUACGGGGACCGGCUGCCCCAGUUCACGGACGAGGAGAAGCGGAGGAUCAACAACAGCGCCGACUUCUUCGGCCUGAACCACUACGGUACGGGCCUCGGGUCCUUCGAGCCGCAAGCGGGGUCCAACGACAUGUCCUACAUGAAGGCCUGGCAGGGCCCCAUGUUUGUGAAAGGCCAGUCCGGCUGGCUGUACUCGGCAGCCUGGGGCUUCCGCAAGCUGCUCAACUGGGUCAGCAGGCGCUACGGAAAGGACGUGCCGAUCUACAUCACCGAGGGCGGGUGGUCCAUGUCGGCGGACUCCACCGCCGAGGGCAUCAGCGACAGGCAGCGCCUGGAGUACUACGCCAACUACACCUCGGAGAUGGGCCGCGCCAUCUCCGAGGACGGCGUAAACGUGAAGGGGUACUACGCCUGGUCGCUCAUGGACAACUUCGAGUGGGAGCAGGGCUUCCGCGAGCGCUUCGGGACCACCUACAACGACUUCGCCCACAAGCCGGACCGCCACGGGAGGCCCUCGGACAAGGUGCCCACGGAGGGCCGGCAGGUGCGCACGCGGAAGAUGUCGAGCUGCUGGCUCGAGGCCGUGUGGCGCUCCAACGAGCUGGUGGACCCCGACUCCUUCGGGGGCUGCGUGCCGCAGGGCGUCUUCGCGGGCAAGUUCUCGCUGCCUGGAGCGGCGGGCUGCGAGAUGGAGAUCAACAUCGGCCCCUUCCCAGACAUGGCCUACAUCACGGGCUCUCACGCGCUCGAUGGGGCCACUGGCAGGUGCGCCAUGGGCGCGGCCUCGUGGGGCCCCACGCCAGCGAACCUCAGCGGAGGAACCCUGAUCGCGGACUUCAGCACCAUGGGCCUCCCCGGCAACCUCGCAGGCUACUGGAACCGAGAAGACCGAGGUAUCCACUGGGGCGACGGCGGCGUGUGGCAGGCUACGGGCGACAGCCCCGUCCUGCUGACCGACCCGUGGGCGCACAGGUCCGCCGGCAGCCGCCCCGGCGCGGCCGGCGAGCGGGGCAGCGCCGGCCGCCCCGCGCCCCUCGCCGCGGGGGCCGCGCUCCUCGCGGCGCUGGCCGGGGCCCUGUGGGGCUCGGCCGCGUGA
Molecule: messenger RNA, 3363 nt
Organism: Prorocentrum cordatum
Lineage: Eukaryota; Dinophyceae; Prorocentrales; Prorocentraceae
Source: the annotation of a GenBank genome assembly